AUGGCGUCGGUCAUGCCUAAGCCCGCCACACGCAUUGGCGUGCGUUCUCGUAACGCUCAUACUCCCGUCGGGCGACUUGCGACUUCGAAAGCCAAAACUUCAGGUUCGAUCUCCAUAAACCGACCUGUCAAUCGUCCACAGCCAAAUGGAAUGUCCCAACAACCGCGACCUACUGCGCCGGCAAAGCAGUCAUGUCCCAAUCCAAGUUGUGACAACCCAAAUGUUACUGAAGAUGGUGGAAACAUAAUCUGCGCAAGCUGUGCUACAGUUAUCAGUGAGGCCAAUAUCGUUUCAGAAAUCACCUUUGGUGAAACCUCUUCCGGCGCUGCUAUGGUCCAGGGUACCUUCGUCGGAGAAGAUCAGACCCAUACACGCAGUUUCGGUCCGGGUUUCCAGCGAGGUGGUGGUAUGGAGAGUCGAGAGAUGACCGAAGUGCAUGGUAAUCAAUUUAUCAGCCAAGUAUCACGGGCAUUGAACCUUCCCGAGAGCGCUUCGAAGGCCGCUGGUCAAAUUUUUAAGCUCGCCGUUGGAAUGAACUUUAUUCAAGGUCGCCGCACAAAAAACGUCGCUGCCGUCUGUCUCUACAUUGCCUGUCGUCGCCAGAACGGGAAUACAGCUAUGCUAAUUGACUUUUCCGAUGUUCUCAUGAUUAACGUUUUCAACCUCGGCCGAACCUACAAAGCCCUUCUUGACGAGCUGCGCUUGAGCGGCAGCGUUUUUAUUAUGAAUCCAACUGAUCCAGAGAGCCUUAUCUACCGAUUUGCCAAACAACUUGAAUUUGGCUCCUCUACCAUGGCCGUUGCCGGUGAAGCCUGCCGCAUUGUGCAGCGAAUGAACCGUGACUGGAUGACCGUUGGCCGACGUCCAGCUGGUAUAUGUGGUGCAGCAUUGAUCCUGGCGGCGCGUAUGAACAACUUCCGCCGAACCAUCCGCGAAGUCGUUUAUGUCGUCAAAGUGACUGAAGUCACUAUCAGUGAGCGUUUGAACGAGUUCGGUUCCACAGAGAGUGGUGACUUAACAGUCGAUGAGUUCCGCUCUGUCAGCCUUGAAAGUGAAAAGGAUCCCCCCGCUUACACUCGGGCGUCGAAGGGCCGCCUGUCCAAACGCCUCAAGCAGCCAGAGACAUAUGUUGAAAGAGGUGAUCCGGUAGAAAAUGACGACGAUAAUGGCGAGGAUGGAACGCCCCAGCCUUGGCCCGUUGAUGCCGAUGGCUUUGCCAUUCCCAGACUCCCAAUCGACCCAGCCCUAACGGCUCUUGAUGGGGCCGUGGAACAGGCUAAGGGUAAAAAGAAAGAAGAGCAGUGCAAAAAGAGCAAACAGCCUCUCCCCACCCCAACUUCGGAGCAGAUUGCGUCUGAAGAAGCCUUGGAAGAAGAAAUGCGACUCAUGCUGGACAACGGAGAGAUGUUAGCAAAGGUCGAAAAACAUAUCCCCGACACUGCUGAAAUCGAAGAAACAGAAUUCGAAAGUGACCCUGAAGUGCAAAACUGUCUCCUUUCGUCCACCGAGAUCGACCUCAAAGAACUAGUAUGGGUCCACGAAAAUAAGGAAUGGCUCCGUUUCCAACAGCAAAAGGCCUUGAAGCGCGCCCUUGAUGAAGCAAAUCCACACAAAACUUCUCCCCGCAAAUCCCGCAAGCGUCGCAAGGGCCGCAUGGGCGAUGUUGGCUAUCUGGAGGGUGAUGAAACUUCUGGACGUUCCCGGGCCCUUACCCCCGCUGAGGCUACACGACGAAUGUUAGAAAUGCGUGGGUUCAGUAAGAAAAUCAACUAUUCUGCUCUGGAUAACCUGUACGGCGGGAAGAACGGACCUCCUAGCGACUACGAGGAACCUGGAAGUGGACCGCCCGGCGACAACGGUGGUGGUCGAAGCCGUAGUGGCAGCGCUAUCACUUCGCGUCGCAGUGCCAGUCUUGUUUCGGAAGAAACAUUGGGCCCAUAUGUUCGUCGUCGGGGAAGAUUGCCGGCAACUGCAAAGGUACCUGUUGAAGCGCCAGCUCCACAACAGCCGACUCCACCAUCGACAGCACCUGCGGGAAUUUCCAUCAGUGAUGAAGUUGUUAUUGAAGAAGGUACCGGUUCCAAGCAGCCUGAUAUCGAUGAAGUGGAGGAUGACGAGGCAGAUUACGCCGAAGACGACAAUCUGGACGACGCAUUUGCUGGCGCUUACAAGCACAGUGACAAUUACGGCAUUGACAAGAAUGGCGAUGACUACGCUGACGACAAUUACGCUAGUGACUACGACUAUGGAUCCGAUUAG
This is a messenger RNA of Penicillium taxi, 2259 nucleotides long. RefSeq names its product transcription factor TFIIIB subunit BRF1. NCBI's taxonomy places the organism in Eukaryota, Fungi, Ascomycota, Eurotiomycetes, Eurotiales, Aspergillaceae. Gene Ontology annotation, molecular function: RNA polymerase III type 3 promoter sequence-specific DNA binding; RNA polymerase III general transcription initiation factor activity; TBP-class protein binding. Gene Ontology annotation, cellular component: transcription preinitiation complex; transcription factor TFIIIB complex; nucleus. The coding region runs from base 1 to 2259 and encodes 752 amino acids. The transcript is spliced from 3 exons. The record is from RefSeq and is a predicted model, not a curated record. Gene Ontology annotation, biological process: transcription by RNA polymerase III; transcription preinitiation complex assembly; DNA-templated transcription initiation.